CUCUGGUAGCACUUCAAACAAUUUGUAACAAACGAAGAACGUGUUAAGUUUGGAUAUUUUUUGAAUUUUUUAAAACAAUUUUAAUAUAUAUAUAUAUAUAAUUUGGAAUUAAUUGUUUAACCAGUCAAGUGAAGAAAAAUAAUCAGCUGAUUGAAUAACACCACCUUAUGUGAAUUCGCCUUGACUGUGUUUUAGUAGUAAAAUAAAAUGCAACUCUAGAUAAUGAAAUUAUUAUCAACCGCCAUUUUUAAAUGAAAAUUACCCCUGAAGUUGUUUAUUUUAUACUGUGUUGUAAUUUGCCUCUGCUAGUGAAAUAAAUUAAUAUAUUUUAAUAAAAAAGUGUUAAUUAUAUAUAAAUUAUUAAAGUAUUAAAUAAUGGCUGCUUUAGACAUCUUAAAUAAUACAGCCGAAUUGGAUUUAACACCUUCACGGAAGCGUAAAAGACAUUUUGAUAAAUGCGAAUUACAAGAACAACAAAAUGCAUUAAAAACUACAGCUGCCGCUACUUCCUGUUUUACAAAUGAAGCCUUUAGUUCAACACCUAAAAAAAUUUUGGGCAAACGGCGUCUGCAAUUAAAAACAAACAAAGAAAAUGCCUUAGUAUAUCCAAAUGUUGGUUUAGAAGUAAAAUCAAUAGCUGAAUUGGCUAGAAGGCCUGAGGAAGCUGAUAAUGUACCCCAAAAUCCUUAUGAGGUGCUGCGUAAACCACCAAAAAAGAAAAAACGCCAGGCUGAAGCCACAGCUUGUUUUGAAAAUCCUGCUUUGAAUUUGGAAUUACCAGAAAAACAAUUCAAUCCUUAUGAGGUGGUACGAGAAAUUACACCAAAUAAAGCCUCCAAUUGUUUUUCCAAUCCAGCUUUGAAUUUAAAAAUACAAGAUGCUUCGGCUAUACGCAAUCCUUUUGAGGUGCAUCGUGAGUUACCAGAUCAAGAUAUCAAAUCCCUAAACCCUUUCGAAAUACCUUCGGAAACUGGACACCAACAUGGUCUCUCAACUCCUAAGCCUUGUAAAUUAAAACUUGGUUUGCCUUUUGUGCCCACAGUGGGCUGUCGCAUCGAUUUUAAGGACAUUUCCAUCUCGCAACUAACACCCAGCAAAUUACUGGCUGAGAAAUUGGUAUUUUCUCCCGUACCAAAAGCAAAAGUUUCAUUAGGUUCCAUAGGAGAAGAAACUACCAUGGACAUAGGCAAAGAAUUAGAUCGCUAUCAACUGGAAUUGGAGAACAGUAUCAAUGAAGCAAAAUUACGUAAAAAUGGUGUAACGGAAGAAGAGUUAUUGCUUUCACCGCCAGAUACUAAUUAUCAAAUACAAAUAGUUGAUACAGAAAAAAGAUCCAAAUUUACCCAAAAACUAAGUGGUAUAUCGGAAGAUGGUGAAAAUGAGGAAAUAAUUGAAGAAGCCAAUACAAAAACUGAGCAUCAUAUUGAAGUUAAUGUUAUAGUACAAAAGGAAGAACAAAAGGUUACAGAAGUAAAAGAAACUAAUCCAUUUCUUUAUGACUUAAGUCAACAAUUUCAAAGAACUGAAACAGCUGAGGUAAUUGAAAUUGAAAAUCUUGAUGAUUUAUAUGGCUGUUCAGAGGAAGAUCAGGAGGAUGCUGAAGAUUCUUUUGAUUUUAAAACACCAGCACCAUUUGUAAGAGCUUACACUAAGCCAGCUGAGCCCAAACUAACGGUAAGUAGAGAAUCUUUGGAAACUAAUAAAUCUGAAAAAUCGGAUAAAUCUGGAGAUGCAGAUGAUAAUAACAAAAAGUCCAUGACUGUUAAAAAUAUCAUACGAAAAUCUAUAAGAAAACUUAUGCAUCCUAAUGGCCAGCAACAAAAAGAAACAGAAAAAGAUUUGGACGAAAAACCAGAACAUGAAAAACACGGAUUAAUGAAUGCUAUACGCCAUAGCUUACGUCGAAAACCCGCUAAGAAUGUACAGGAUGAAGAGCCUGUAACAAAGGAAUGUGAAAUUUCUAUAAUAGAUGGAACAGAAAGAACCAUGAAACUUAAAUCGGAGGCAUUAGAAACUGAAUAUUUAAAAAUAGAAGAUUUAACCAAUGAAAAGAAACAUAAUCUCAGAAACAGUAUAAGGAAAUCAACUCGAGAAGUACGCAAUCAUUUAAUGAAAUCUGUUUUUCAUAAAAAACAUGAGGAAUAUGAUUUUAAUAAGUAAUUAACACAGUUUUUUAAUAAUUGGUUACUUUUUUACUUACAUUAUUUAUUUACUGGUUCUACUUUUUAUUUUAUAAAUUAAG
Lucilia sericata (common green bottle fly) is the source of this 2242-nucleotide messenger RNA. RefSeq lists its product as uncharacterized. The coding region runs from base 376 to 2160 and encodes 594 amino acids. The transcript has 2 exons. Lineage: Eukaryota; Metazoa; Arthropoda; Insecta; Diptera; Calliphoridae. The record is from RefSeq and is a predicted model, not a curated record.